Messenger RNA from Kickxella alabastrina, 3396 nucleotides. RefSeq names its product glycosyl transferase family 41-domain-containing protein. NCBI's taxonomy places the organism in Eukaryota, Fungi, Kickxellomycota, Kickxellomycetes, Kickxellales, Kickxellaceae. The annotation marks the transcript as partial. The record is from RefSeq and is a predicted model, not a curated record. Gene Ontology annotation, molecular function: protein binding; glycosyltransferase activity. The transcript has 4 exons. Gene Ontology annotation, biological process: protein O-linked glycosylation.
CUCAUCGACAUGCUGCAGAGGCUGCACCAGCUGCACCCGCGACACCUACCGACGUUGCUGCUGCUGGCAUGCGCGUACUUUAGCAGCGGGCAGGCGGGCAAGUCGCUCGAGUACAACGAGGCGAUCCUCGAGAUCGACGGCAACUAUGUUGAGGCCAUGUCCAAUAUUGGCACGACGCUGCGCAGCAUGGGCAGGGCAGCCGAGGCCGAGGCGUGGUGGUGGCGGGCAGUCAAGCUGCGGCCAGGAUACUGGGACGCAGUCGAGAACCUGAUGGGCGUCCUGUGCGGCAACAGCAGCGGCAGCAGCGGCAACGGGCCGAAGGACACCACUGCCGCUGGCAGCGCAGACAAAGCAGCGCCGCAGCCGCGGUACAAGGAGGCGCUGCAGCUGUGCGAGUUUGUCGACGGCAGCCUGCGCAUUGCAGACGCGCCGGCGCGGUACCAGGUGCAGGACAAGCAGCUGCGGCGGCUGCAGUCGCUGCUGUACUCCGAGGGCAACCUGCGGCUGGCGCUGGGCGAUGUUGGCGGCGCGCGGCGCGAGUACGAGAAGGCGGUCGACGUUGUGCUGGGCGGGCAGCUGCGGCUCGAGGACGUGGUGGUGCGGGUGGCGGGGCUGGGGGCGCAGGGCGAGGUCCAGGGCGAGGGCCAGGACGGGGGUCAGGCCCAGGCCCAGGCCCUGGACUCGCUGCCGCUCACGCUGCUGCCGCCAGACAAGGCCGUGCGCGUCGCCCAGGCGCUGUUCCCGGCGACGCGCGGUGUGCUGCCCGGGUUCGCGGGGCUGGCGGCGGCGGCGCUGCAGCAGGCCAACCAGGUGGCAGCCAACCUGCUGCUGGCGCUGGCCAAGCUGCACCAGGACCACGCGCUGGUUGUGCAGCCGCUGGCGGUGGUGCUGCCGCUGUACUACCUGGCGCUGGCGCUGGCGCCGUCGCCGUCGACGUGCAACAACCUGGGCAUCAUCCUGUCGGCGAUCCCGACGCCGCCGACGCCGACGCUGGUGCCGUCGCUGCAGGGCGGGCACCAGGCGGCGCAGGCGCCGAUGGGCGCGGCGCUGGCGCUGCAGUACUACACGCACGGGCUGGCGCUGGACGCGCGCCACCCGCACCUGUACACCAACCUCGGGUCGCUGCUCAAGGACCUGGGCUACGUGGCCGAGGCCGUGCGCAUGUACGAGCGCGCCGUCGACGUCAGCCCCGGCUUCGACGUGGCGCUGGCCAACCUGGGCAACGCCAUCAAGGACCUCGGCCGCGUGCAGGAGUCGGUCGGCUGGUACCUGCGCGCCGUGCAGGCCAGCCCCGACUUUGUCGAGGCCGUCUGCGGGCUGGCCAACGCCAUGGCCGGCGUCUGCGACUGGCGCGCGCGCGACGGGCUGCGCGCCGGCGCGGCCGGCGCCGACGACGCCGCGGCCGAGCGCAUCUUCGCGGCCGGCCCGCACCCCAGGGCGCGCGGCUGGAUGGACCGCGUCGUCGAGAUCGUCGGCCAGCAGCUGUGCGACGGCGCCGCGUGGGGCCGCGGGCUGCUGGUGGCGCGCGGCGCGGGCGGCGCGCCGCGCCCGACGCGCGAGCUGCUGCGGUUCCUCGACGCGCUGGCGCGGCUGCUGCCCGACGCGCGCGCCGGCGCGCUGGCCGCGUUUAUCCGCAACGAGGGCGGGUGGGCGCUGCGGCUGGCCGAGCGCGUGGCGGCCGCGCAGCAGCGGCGGCAGUUCGCGGGGCUGGCGCGUGCGGGCGACGCGUCGCUGCAGCGCGUGCGGCUGCCGGGCGGGCUGGCCGCGCCGGGCGUGCCGACGGUGCUGCCGUUCCACACGUUCACGUACCCGCUGGACGCGCGCGAGGUGCGGCUGAUCUCGCACCGCAACGCGCUGCGGCUGUCGUUCGCGGCGCUGGGCGGCGCGGGCGCGCCGGCGGGCGUGCCGCACGUGCUGGCGCCCCCGCCGGCGCCGGCGCCGCUGCUGCACGUCGGCUACGUGUCGUCGGACUUCAACAACCACCCGCUGGCGCACCUGAUGCAGUCGGUCUUUGGCAUGCACGACCGGCGGCGCGUGCGCGUCUUCUGCUACGCGACGACGGCGGCCGACGGCAGCGCGCACCGCGCCAAGAUCGAGCGCGAGGCCGGCGUGUUUGUGGCGUGCGCCGCGUGGCCGACGCAGCGCAUCGUCGAGCGCAUCGCGGCCGACGGCAUCCACGUGCUGGUCAACCUCAACGGGUACACCAAGGGCGCGCGCAACGAGAUCUUCGCGGCGCGGCCGGCGCCGGUGCUGGUUGCCUUCAUGGGCUUUGCGGGCACGCUGGGCGCCGGCUGGUGCGACUACGUGGUGGCCGACCCGGUGGUGUGCCCGCCGUGGACGGUGCGCAGCGAGGUGCGGGCCGGGCGGCGGCGGCGGCGGCAGCAGCAGCGGAUCGCGGCGGCGGCGGCCGAGGGCGCCCAGGGGCCACAGGGCGCCCAGGGGCCACAGGGCCUCGACCCCGAGGAGGACGCCGGCCCGUGGGUGUACACCGAGCGCAUGAUCUACAUGCCGCACACGUACUUCGUCAACGACCACCGCCAGGGCUUCCGCGAGGACGACGAGCUGCGCGCGCUGGCGGCGGCGCCGGGCGACGCGCUGUGGCGGGCCGAGCAGGACGCGCGCCACCGCAUGCGGCGCGAGCUGUUCCCGCAGCUGGGCGACGGCGUGUUCAUCUUCGCCAACUUCAACCAGCUGUACAAGAUCGACCCGCAGCUGUUCCGCCUGUGGCUGCGCAUUCUCGAGCGCGCGCCCAGCGCCGUCGUCUGGCUGCUGCGCUUCCCUGCCGCCGGCGAGGACCACCUGCGGCGCGUGGCCAGGGAGUGGGCCGGCGACGCCGUGGCUGCGCGCCUGGUGUUCACCGACGUGGCGCCCAAGCACAUGCACAUCAAGCGCGGCCGCAUUGCCGACGCCUUUUUGGACACCACCGAGUGCAACGCGCACACGACGGCCGUCGACAUCCUGUGGAGCGGCACGCCGGUGCUGACGUGGCCGCGCCACGAGCACAAGCUGUGCUCGCGAGUGGCUGCGUCGGUGGUCUGCGCCGCGGUGGGCACUGACGCCGGCCAGAUGGUGGUUGGCGACGCUGAAGCGUACGUCGACCGCGCGGUGCGGUGGGCCACGGAGGCCACGUACACGUACGAGUACGCGUAUCCGCCGGCCGAUGCGGCCCCGGCCCCGGAUGCUGCCCUGGCGGCGGCGCCGAUGCGCGGCAUUCUGGACCCGGAUCCGCUGACCGGGCUUGUUCAGCACAAGCUGUGUGGCGGGCCGGCGAUGGACCUGCGCUUCCGGCUGUUCAUGCAGCGCGAUCAGUCGCGGCUGUUCGACACGCAGCGGUGGACGCGCAAUCUGGAGCGCGGGCUGGAGGAGGCUUGGCGCCGAUGGGUGGCCGGCGACGAC